Messenger RNA from Pan troglodytes (chimpanzee), 2488 nucleotides. RefSeq names its product chromosome 2B C2orf66 homolog (gene C2BH2orf66). The transcript is spliced from 4 exons. The record is from RefSeq and is a predicted model, not a curated record. Lineage: Eukaryota; Metazoa; Chordata; Mammalia; Primates; Hominidae. The coding region runs from base 1101 to 1478 and encodes 125 amino acids.
GUUGCCUGGGUAACUCCUAUUCAAUUGACUGGAUGUAAGGUCAUUUCUUCACAGAAGACUUCCUUGGCUCUCAGACUGAAUCAAAUUCCCUUUUUCUAUACUUUCAUAGCACUCGCUAUUUCAUAGAAAUGAUUGUUCACUUAUAUGUACACAUUUGGUUGUACAAUUUGAUUAAUGUUUAUCUUGCCCACUACUCUAUUUAAUGAGGGCAAGGACUGUAUUUAUUAUUCUUACCAUUUCAUCCUCAAAUCCUGUUGCAGUACCUGGCACAUAGUAGGCACUUUCUAAAAGUCUGCUGAAUGAAUAAACAGAGGAAAUGAACAAAUGAAGGGCAGAGGUCAUAGUAACUUGCCCAGGGUCAAGAUGGCAAGACUGAGACUAUAGCCAGGUUUGCUAAUUUCCAGUCGAGAUCACCAGCCUUCUGAAUAAAUAUCUUGUCCUAAAUUUUGUUCUAAAUCAUUGGAACCAAAGCAACGUCACAACUCAAGUCCAAUUUCUCGGCCUACCAUUUUCUACAGAUGGCAUUUAUUCAGCAAGGGAAUGUUGUAGGUAUAGUAAUUUUUCUUUUUUCCAUGAAACGUGUUAUCUUCUUGCUCUAUUUUGAAGAGAUAUUAUGAUAAAUGAUGCCACUAUUUAAAACUUGUAGAGCUUCUUGAGAUUCUCAGAAAAAAGUACAAGGUAUAGGUCAAAAAGAGUAAUUUUGUCUCUCACAAAAUAAUUUUCUGUUCAAAAAAUGCUGUUAACUUGAAAAAGUCAUAUCUCCAAAAGAACAUUCUAAUAGGUGGGAUAAUCAUCAUCAUAUUUCCAGCUAUAAUCCGUCGUAUUUCCAGGUGUAUCCCUUCCCUUAAAAGUAAAAAAGGAGAAAAUCACUUUGCUGUGUGGAAGUGCUUUGUGUGUUUUAUAAAAUCCACAUAAAAUGUUCGUGGUUCAAGGAGUGGCUGCCGCAUUUCUAAGGCAAAUAAGCUUAUCCCUGAAGAAGCUUGAAGAUCUGACUCUCAAGAAUCUUUGUGUUCUGGAUGAAAAAGGAAUCAUUAUUUUUUAACUCCCCUGCUCAAGUCAGUGACUUCCACUGGCACCCAAUCCAUUGGUUAUAAGUACCCAUGAAUUGCCUUGCCAAUUAUAGGCAGGAUAACCUAGGAGGACCAACCAAAACCAAACUCCUGCUUCACUCCACCAUGACCAGAGCACCUCUCCUGCUACUAUGUGUUGCCCUGGUGCUGCUUGGGCAUGUGAAUGGAGCCACAGUAAGAAAUGAGGACAAAUGGAAGCCACUCAACAACCCCGGAAACAGAGAUCUGUUUUUCAGAAGGCUUCAGGCAUAUUUUAAGGGCAGAGGUCUUGAUCUUGGAACAUUUCCAAAUCCUUUCCCCACGAAUGAAAAUCCUAGACCUCUCUCUUUCCAGUCAGAACUUACUGCUUCUGCAUCUGCAGAUUAUGAAGAGCAGAAAAACUCCUUUCACAAUUAUCUCAAAGGCUGAAAGUUUCUUCUGAGCUCAGGUGUCUGGCUAUUUUAAAACUACAGAUGAAGCUUCUCAUUAGAAAAAUUCAACCAUUGUCAUAGCUAAACUUUCAAGGAGUUUCUUUCCCCCUCACUUUUAUUUUUCAGUUUGUAAUGAUUUUAUUCCACAUUUCCAUAUUUACAUAUAAAUCGCUGGAACUAUGAUUUCUAUGCAUAUUUAUGGAGUUUUUUCCUGUGAAACCAUAAAUAUUGAUGUAGAGCACCGCAUGUAUUUGUAGGAGUUACAAAAACAUCACAAACUGAAAAAAGAUUAUAAUCUAAAUUAGAUGUUUCUUUAAGCUUGUUUUUAAAACUUGUCUUUUAUGUUUAUUAUCUUUUAUCGACCAAUAUAUUUUUUUAAAGGGACAUGCUCACUUUUAGUAUAGUAAAAUUCAUUAUAUGUGAUAGAGGGUUGGGUUUAAAAUUUGUCUUCCUUUCCUAAAAAGAAGACGCAUUCCCAUGUUCAGCAUACACUACCAAAAUACUUCACAGUUUUAGUUUCAUAAGAAAUGAGGGCAAGUGAUAAACAGCCACAAUUAAGUUAAAAUGGAAGCAAACAACAACAACAAACAUGGGAUUCUAGAAGUUGUCAACGCCUCCAAAGAUGCUCUUUGCCAGAGGAUUCAGAGGUGGACAUUGUGCCACAUCAAAUAGUCUAGCAAUGCCCGAGCCCUUGCUCUCAUACACAACCUCCUCAGGAAGGAAAAGUAGAAACAGGUGAUUUCCUCUCUUUCCAACCAGCCCCUGCUCUCCUUACUCUAGCUCAUGCUGAGUUAUUCUGAUUCCCAUACUCACAUUUGGAAUAGCUGCUUUUCCUGUAUCUUUAUAGAUAGCUGCAUCAUCUUCUCUGUGAUUCCUGCAAAAGGAAUGUUGCACUAAAAUGCAACAUUGUCCUAACAUUAGUCUGUGCAUUUCAAAAUAUUUUAAUGUGGCUUUUUUGGGUGGAUUAUUGAUAUUGUAUAUGAAGAAUAAAAUAUUUGUGCAAGAACA